AAAUAAAAAGAGUGUGUGAGGGCUAGAGAAACUAGGUUUUCUCUUUCGCGUCUCUCUUUUCGCUCUGAGGGGUUAGGGUUUUCUUUGUUUCUCUCUUUUUUUCUCGUCUAGAUUUUUCACUUUCAGAUCGAUAAGACAUGGCUGAAGGUGGUAGAAAUACUGGUACAGUCAAGUGGUUUAAUGUUCAGAAAGGUUUUGGAUUCAUAUCACCAACUGAUGGUAGUGAGGAUCUCUUUGUUCAUCAAUCAUCCAUCAAAUCUGAUGGAUACCGUAGCUUAGCUGAAAACGAAGAAGUCGAAUACGAGGUCGAAACUGGUGAUGAUGGUAGAACUAAAGCCGUCGAUGUCACUGGUCCUGGUGGCAGUAAUGUUCAAGGUAGUCGCAGAGAAGGCGGCGGAGGUGGUGGUCGAGGUGGUUAUGGGGAUGGUGGAUACGGUGGCGGUGGCGGUUAUGGUGGCGGGGGCGGUGGCGGUGGCGGUUAUGGUGGCGGGGGCGGUGGAUAUGGUGGACGAAGUGGAGGUCGUGGUGGUGGUAGUUAUGGCGGUGGAGGUGGUGGAUCUUGUUAUAGCUGUGGUGAAUCUGGACAUCUUGCCAGAGAUUGCAGCAGUGGAGGAAGUGGCGGCGGCGGUGGAUAUGGUGGAAGAAGUGGUGGUAGAGGUGGCGGUAGAGGUGGUGGUGGCGGCGGCCAGUGCUACAACUGUCAAGGUACCGGUCACUUUGCCAGGGAGUGCCCUAAAGCCGGAGGCAACUAAAGUUCUUGAUUCGAAGGGAACAUGGUAAAGCAAACACAUCUUGAUGUUUCGCUUUACAUAGUUUCUUUUAAUCAGUCUUUUUAUCUUUUCAAUCUUUGUUUGGGUAUUAUUUUCUCUUUUUAGGUUAGAUUUUUGGGUGAUAGCAUCGAAUAUUUUUGGAAAGGGUUUUCUUCUCUUGGGAUAGAUCUGCUUUAUAAACUUAGGGAUGUUGUCAUGGUGGGAUUUUAUUACUUCUUUUUUUGUGCCGUUCAUAAUGGUUAUGAUGCUGCUGGUUAUAUCAUCUCCUUUUUUCUCUUUUACUGAUGUGGUUGGGUAAACAGUGGAUUUUGUAUCCUUAUUACUUUCUGAAUUGAAAGUAAACAAAGCAACAAACAGUGUUCAGUUAUCUUUAUUGUGUUCUGAUGUGGUUGGGUAAACAGUGGAUUUUGUAUCCUUAUUACUUUCUGAAUUGAAAGUAAACAAAGCAACAAACAGUGUUCAGUUAUCUUUA
Molecule: messenger RNA, 1242 nt
Organism: Papaver somniferum (opium poppy)
Lineage: Eukaryota; Viridiplantae; Streptophyta; Magnoliopsida; Ranunculales; Papaveraceae
Product: glycine-rich protein 2-like
Exons: 1
Coding region: 138-752 (204 amino acids)
Molecular function (GO): nucleic acid binding; zinc ion binding
Source: RefSeq, a predicted model, not a curated record